Messenger RNA from Pantherophis guttatus, 1432 nucleotides. RefSeq names its product TBC1 domain family member 7 (gene TBC1D7). Gene Ontology annotation, molecular function: GTPase activator activity. Gene Ontology annotation, biological process: activation of GTPase activity; negative regulation of TOR signaling. The record is from RefSeq and is a predicted model, not a curated record. Lineage: Eukaryota; Metazoa; Chordata; Lepidosauria; Squamata; Colubridae.
AGGAAAGGGGCGCGGGGUGUUUUGUUAGCUGCCUCAGCCGGGUCUCUCCCGCUGCUUUUCUUGCUCCCGUCGUGGCGGCUUCCAAGUCAGCCUUUCUUCGGCAUUCAGUCAUUGCUGGUUUCCUAUCUCGCUGCUCUGUUUUUACCAUAAGCUCUUCUCUCGAGGUGCCCUUCUUUCCAGCCAUUUUACCACCAGAUGCCUCAAUUUCUCAGUGGAGAGUGAGGGGGCGCCCUUGUGGCUAUCCUGCGGACUAGCGCCUUUGCCCUGUGGCUUUCAAACUGCUUACCCUCCUAAAGCCAGUCCUUUGCAGCCUGGUGCCUUCCGGUUGUGUUAGGCUUCAGCUCCUAUUAGUAGGAUUGUUCUGAGGAAUCGGGUCAGAAAAUAAUAUGUAAGCUGUGGAAAGAUAAAGAGUAAUGGUUAUGGCUCCUUUUUUUAUUCCCUCUGGCAUAGGAGUGAAAACAAAGAAUGAGACAUGGCUGAAGAUCCUCAGAGAAAUUUCCGAUCCGUGUACUAUGAAAAAGUAGGAUUUCGUGGUGUUGAAGAAAAAAAAUCAUUAGAAAUUCUUUUGAAAGAUGAUCGGUUGGAUAUUGAGAAGCUUUGCACAUUUAGUCAAAGGUUUCCUCUCCCAUCCAUGUACCGGACAUUGGUAUGGAAAGUGCUUCUAGGAAUUCUCCCACCUCACCAUGACUCUCAUGCAUUUGUGAUGAAACAUAGAAAGGAACAAUAUGGGGAUGUAUACCGUGCCCUUCAAGUAAUUCGCUUUAUCACAGAUUCUACUCCACAGGUUGAAGUAUUCCUCCGGAUAUAUCAGUUGGAAUCGGGAAAGCUACCUCAAAAUCCAUCUUUUCCUUUGCAAUCCGAAGAUGAGAUAUUCCUUGCUAUUGCUAAAGCAAUGGAAGAAAUGGUGGAAGAUAAUGUUGAUUGCUACUGGCUAGUCAGUAGUUUUGUGAACCAGUUAAACAAUAGGUACAAGGAGUCAUUACCACAGCUGCCAAAACUUCUGGAACAAAUCCUGAGCCUUGAGGAUAACCGGCUUCUUGCAUAUCUGAAGUCGUGUUCAGCAAUGGGCCAGCUUCCUUAUAAACUUUGGUUUAGAAAAUGUUUUGCUGGAUGCCUACCUGAAUCAAGUUUACAAAGGGUUUGGGACAAGGUUAUUAGUGGUUCUUGCAAAAUCCUUGUCUUCGUUGCUGUUGAGAUCUUAUUAACCUUUAAAAUGAAGUUGAUAGUCUUGACUAGUGCUGAAAAGAUUGAACACUUUUUGGAAAAUAUACCUCAAGAUAACACUGAUGCGAUUGUGAGCAAGGCUAUUGAACUGUGGCACAAACAUUGUGGGACCCCUGCUCAUUCAGUUUGAAAUUACCUGCAUUUCUGUUUUUGUUUUAUGUCUGUUUCUUUCUCCAAAAUAUAUAAUUAAAGUUAUUUAAACAUUGUG